Molecule: messenger RNA, 3589 nt
Organism: Poecile atricapillus (Black-capped chickadee)
Lineage: Eukaryota; Metazoa; Chordata; Aves; Passeriformes; Paridae
Gene: AGFG1
Product: ArfGAP with FG repeats 1
Exons: 14
Coding region: 1136-2896 (586 amino acids)
Cellular component (GO): cytoplasmic vesicle
Molecular function (GO): GTPase activator activity
Source: RefSeq, a predicted model, not a curated record
ACUUUGAGGGGACUGAUUGCGGUUUCCUCUCGGGUACCAGAUGUACGUGACUGCUGGCUCUGUUCUCUCCCCUGAUGGGGGAACGGCCAGCCGGACACCAAAUUCCCAAAGGAAAACUGUUUAUUUCUCACCUCUGUCCCAAGAAAGCCAGACCCCGUGGGGUGUUCUCCCCACAAAUCCGCUGCCUGCUGCAAUCUGCACUGACGAUCCUCAAGGAACCUGGGCCACCAGCCCGUCCCCCGGGUGCUCCCCGCCGCCAGGACCCCCGGGCACCCGAGCUGGGACGGGAGUAAAGCCCCUGACGGGACCGGAGCGUCUCCGCCCUCGCCACGCUCCGUGACUCAAUUUCCAGUCUUUUGGGAUACGGAGGGAUACGGGCAGCGCUGGGGUGGGGACGAGGCAGGUGCUCAUUCUUUCACGGAGCACCUCCCGCUCUCCCCAGCCGGCCUGAGCCCACAGGGGGCUGAGGGGCGGCGGGGACCGCCCACCCCGCUGUGUGCGGGAACGGCCCGCCCCGAGCACCCCGCUGAGCGGGGACGCGGUCCCCUCCUCCCCGAGACAAGUCUAAAUGUGCUCCCUUUCUACUGAUAUUUUUCCAUUGGGAUUCUCCACAGGACUGACCCCCCGGCCCUCUCCCCGCUCCCAGCCGGGUCACACGGGGUGACUCGGCCCCGCCGCAGGCGCCGCCCCGGGCCGGGGUCGCGGUGUGAGGGAGGGGAUGUAGCGCGUCCUCCCAUGCGCCAGGGGGCGCUGCAGCCGGCGGGCGCGCAGGGCUCCGCCGCCGCCGCCAUCUCCUCGCUGAGCUCAUAAAGGUGUCGCGCAGGUUCCGCCUGGGCUCGUCAUUCCGCCGCCCCGGGCCCGGUGCCGCCGCUGUCGCCGCUGCUUCUCCCGAGCCGCGGCCCCCGCCCGCUCCCUCCCUCGUGGGGCCGCCGGUCCGCGUCAGCGACCACCGCGCUCCCGCACGGGCCCGCAGGCAGGCGCCGGUUGUGCGCUCCCCGCCCCUUCCUCCCCUGUCUUCCCCUCACCCCGCCGCCCGCCCGGCCCCUCUCCCGCCGGCCGAGCCCCGGAGCGCCGCCGCCGCCGGGGUGUGAGCGGGGCCCGGCGCCGUGCCGGGCCGUCCCUCGCCGGCGGGGCCAUGGCCGCGAGCGCCAAGCGGAAGCAGGAGGAGAAGCACCUGAAGCUGCUGCGGGAGAUGAGCAGCCUCCCGCCCAACCGCAAGUGCUUCGACUGCGACCAGCGGGGCCCCACCUACACCGACAUGACCGUGGGCAGCUUCGUGUGCACCUCCUGCUCCGGCAUCCUGCGGGGCUUGAAUCCACCCCACAGAGUGAAGUCGAUUUCAAUGACUACCUUCACACAACAAGAAAUAGAAUUUCUGCAGAAACAUGGAAAUGAAGUGUGCAAACAGAUCUGGCUAGGCCUAUUUGAUGAUAGAUCAUCAGCAAUUCCAGACUUCAGGGAUCCACAGAAAGUAAAGGAAUUUCUACAGGAAAAAUAUGAAAAGAAAAGAUGGUAUGUCCCUCCAGAGCAAGCAAAGGUGGUGGCAUCAGUCCAUGCAUCCAUAUCUGGGUCUUCUGCCAGUAGUACAAGCAGCACACCUGAGGUGAAGCCACUCAAAUCUCUCCUGGGAGAAGCUGCACCCGCACUGCACUUAAACAAGGGCACGCCUAGCCAAUCUCCUGUUGUAGUUCGAUCUCAAGGACAGCAGCAACAAGAAAAGAAACAAUUUGACCUCCUUAGUGAUCUUGGCUCAGAUAUCUUUGCUGCUGCUCCUCCUCAGUCAACUGCUACAGCAAAUUUUGCUAAUUUUGCACACUUCAACAGUCAUACAGCGCAGAACUCUGCCAAUGCAGGUUUUGCAAACUUUGAUGCAUUUGGACAGUCUAGUGGCUCGAGUAAUUUUGGAGGUUUCCCCACAGCAAGUCAGUCUCCUUUUCAGCCCCAAAAUACAGCGUUCAGAACGCUUUCAUCUAGCUGCAGUUUUGGUGAAUUUACUUCAGCUUUUCCUCUCCAGGCUGUACACAGUGGAAGUGCUGGAUCAGUGAAUGCUAAUUUUGCUCACUUUGAUAACUUCCCCAAAUCCUCCAGUGCUGAUUUUGGAUCCUUCAAUGCUUCUCAGAGCAACGCCACAGCAACUGCAGGCAGUAAAGCUGCAGUGAAUAAACUGAAUCUUCAGUCAGCUGACAAAUACGCAGCUCUUGCUAAUUUAGAUAAUAUCUUCAGUGCAGGGCAAGGAGGGAGUGAGCAGGGAAGUGGCUUCAGCACAGCAGUGUCCUCAGCAGGUCCUGCGUUGUCAGCCCCCAACCAGUCAAGUGCAUCUUCAGAUAAGUACGCGGCACUGGCAGAGCUGGACAGCGUGUUCAGCUCCACGGCCACCUCCAGCAACGCAUACACUGCCACCAGUAACGUCAGCAGCAAUGCUUUUGGAACAGUACCUGUGGCUGCUACUGCACAGACACAGCCUGCAUCUUCAAGUGUGCCUGCUCCAUUUGGAGCAACACCUUCCACAAAUCCAUUUGUAGCUGCCCCUGUUGCCCCUGUGGCACCUUCAACAAAUCCAUUCCAGACCAAUAGCCGAGGAGCAACAGCAACAUUUGGUACUGCAUCCAUGAGCAUGCCAGCAGGAUUUGGAACUCCUGCCUCCUACAGUCUUCCUACUAGUUAUAGUGGCAACUUCCAGCAGCCCACGUUCCCAACCCAGGCAGCUUUCCCUCAACAGACUGCUUUUGCUCAGCAGCCAAAUGGAGCAGGUUUUGCUACAUUUGGGCAAGCAAAGCCUGUAGUAACUCCUUUUGGACAAGUUGCAGCUGUUGGCGUAUCUAGUAACCCUUUUAUGGCUGGUGCACCAACAGGACAAUUUCCAACAGGAAGCUCAUCAACCAAUCCUUUCUUAUAGCCUUAUAGACACUUUACCCAAAAGAACUCUUAUGUGGUCACAUAACAUCUCUGCGCCUCUUGCACUGUUGUCUUGUUUCACUGAUACUAGCUUUAAACACAAAAGAAGUCUUUAAGAAGUAAAAAUAAAAGCCUGCAUUGUGUACCUUUAAAAAACUUCAAAAAGAAAAAAAAAACCACCUGACACAAAAAACAACAAAACCAAACCCCCCACCAGGUAAUAACGUGCAAAACAGAGGGCUGUGGUAACAUCCUUGAACCUGUGAAGUGGCAGGUAAAAAGUAGCGGUAUCAUGUGUAUUAAAAUUGGCUAAUAAGUUAUUGCAGAUACCACACUCAUUAUGCUGCAGUACUGUACAUACUUUUCUUAGAAAAUAGCUAUUUGUGCAUAUCAGUAUUUGUAACUUUAACACAUUGUUAUGUGAAAAAAUGUUACUGGGGAAUAGAUCAGCCACUUUAAGGUGCUGUUGUAUCUCUUGGAAUGAAUGAGUUGCAUCACUUUAACCAUUGGUAUUGGAAGUCACGAAGUUAAAUUGAAGGUUUGUUCAUUUCUCAAAAUGUUUUCCUUUCCUAAGAGCUCUUCUAUUUAUACAUGCCUAAAUCUCUAAUGUUAGAGGGAUACCUGUCUGCAUAAUAAAGCUGAUCAUGUUUUGCUACAGUUUGCAGGUGAAAAAAUAAAUAUUAGAAAAAAAACU